GUGACCCACGCCGAGCCCCAGCGAGGACUAGGCGGCCGCCUUUCUCCUCGGAGCUACGACCGCCAACGCCUGCGGCGCCCGCCCGCGCCCCCGAGAUGCUGAAGCUGGCGCAGGAGCCCCGAGGGGGCUUCUCCUUCGAGAACUGCCAGAGAAACUCCACCUUGGAACGCGUGCUUCCGGGUCUCCGGGUCCCCCACGCACGCAAGACUGGGACCACCAUCGCGGGCAUCGUGUUCCGAGACGGGGUCCUCCUGGGAGCCGACACGCGGGCCACUGACGACUCGGUCGUGGUGGACAAGAACUGCGAGAAGAUCCACUUCAUCGCCCCCAAAAUCUACUGCUGUGGGGCGGGAGUAGCGGCGGACACCGAGAUGACCACGCGCAUGGCGGCGUCCAACAUGGAGCUCCACGCCCUGUCCACGGGCCGCGAGCCCCGCGUGGCCACGGUGACCCGAAUCCUACGCCAGAAGCUCUACCGGUACCGGGGCCACGUGGGCGCUUCGCUGAUCGUGGGCGGUGUCGACUUGACGGGUCCGCAACUCUACGAUGUGUACCCACACGGGUCCUAUGGCCGAUUGCCUUUCACGGCCCUGGGCUCAGGCCAGGACGCCGCAGUGGCGGUGCUGGAGGACCGAUUCCAGCCAGACAUGUCGUUGGAGGCCGCACAGGAGCUGCUGGUAGAAGCCAUCACUGCAGGAAUCCUGGGUGACCUGGGCUCUGGGGGCAACGUGGACAUAUGUGUGAUCACCAAGACCGGGGCCAAGAUGCUGAGAGCACUGAGCUCACCUACGAAGCCUAUAGAAAGGGCCCCCAAGUACCGCUUUGCCCCUGGCACCACGGCCAUCCUAUCCGAGACCGUGAAGCCGCUGACCCUGGAGCUUCUGGAGGAAACUGUGCAGGCCAUGGAGGUGGAGUGAGGAAGACGAAGGUUCAGAGCUCGGACCGAGGGGAAUAAACCCAGAAAAUAAA
Messenger RNA from Sorex fumeus (smoky shrew), 969 nucleotides. It is a transcript of the gene PSMB10, whose product is annotated as proteasome 20S subunit beta 10. The record is from RefSeq and is a predicted model, not a curated record. Bases 96 to 917 code for a protein of 273 amino acids. The transcript is spliced from 8 exons. Gene Ontology annotation, molecular function: threonine-type endopeptidase activity. Lineage: Eukaryota; Metazoa; Chordata; Mammalia; Eulipotyphla; Soricidae. Gene Ontology annotation, cellular component: proteasome core complex.